CGAGCAUUUAGAAAGUGCAUAUACCACACAGUUUUAAGGUUUUACCGUUGCUUGAUCAAUAUUCUACAAAUUCACGUACACUUUGCUACAAUUUAACCGAUGAAGUGAUGGUCUCCAGUUUGAUGUAAAAUUUAAUCUGAUUUCGCUAAAAAAAAUGGAGAAAUGUGCCGUAAAACCGGCGACACGGUACAAUCGUCAUCGCAAGAAGCGGCUGCGGAAGAUACUGCGAACAUUCAGCUCGGAAGCCUUCCAGUUGUCACCCAUGCCCAGCCUGAGCCAGCUGACCAUUGGUCCGAAUCUGCUAGCACUGGGACGGGUCGGGAUGACGCCGCAACCGGUCAAACUGACAAUUACCCGGCAUCGCGAAAAACCGUCGUCGACAACGAAGAAAACACCGCUUCGUGAAGCCUUUGAUCGGUAUGGAGAUCCGAGUUUCAUGGAAGAAUUCAUGGAAGCUGAAUACUUUCUGGCGCAUAUCCACAGUUUCAUGUUGAAUUGUGAUAUGUUGCGAGGUAGAAAAGACGAGGUACGGAAAAGAAAGGAGUAUCUAGAGAAAGAGAAAGAAACGAUUGUGCAAGAACUGUAUAAGACUACCCAUCAGUUACACGAUGCGGUCAAUCUGGAGUUGGAUUGUAAAAAAGUUCUGGCUGUUGGUAAACGUUCACUGGAGGAAGCAAGCAAACUUUACGAUCAGAUUGAAAAUCAAGCGUUUAAGCUAUACGGUAGCAAAGCCUUCCGGAGCCCAAAGGAGCAAGUGUCCAGUGAAAUAUUCCAGGACGAGCUGCGCGGCAUUUUCUCUGCUAAUAUGCCUCCGGACUAAGGUCAACAUGCUGUUUGCUUUUGAUUAUGGAGGUUGUACUCGUUGCUUGUUCGGCCGCAACCUGUACUAAAUACAACUUCAGUUCUCGCAUCGCAAUGUCCUGAUCGAGGAAUCGGGAAGUAAAGACUAUGAGUCAAGUG
Paramacrobiotus metropolitanus is the source of this 960-nucleotide messenger RNA. RefSeq lists its product as uncharacterized. The record is from RefSeq and is a predicted model, not a curated record. NCBI's taxonomy places the organism in Eukaryota, Metazoa, Tardigrada, Eutardigrada, Parachela, Macrobiotidae. The transcript has 6 exons. Bases 155 to 820 code for a protein of 221 amino acids.